UCAAGACCCGUUCUUGACUUGGCUGACAUGGCGUUCGCAGUGCCCAGCGAAUCUUGGGUGAGCAAAGAACGCCAACGACCACAUUGCGUGCUCGAGGCUUGCUCUGUCACCACUCCAGGCACUAUGCGUGCUGUUUCCCGACUUUCUCCCGCCGAUCAAGCAAUUCGAGCUCGGGUAAGCUCUAAGCUUCAGCAAAGAUAAGCUCAACGACUGCUGCUGAGUGACCUCUCUGGUAUUCAAUCACAAACUUUCGAGCUUCCAAUGGCUGGGGCAGAAAAGUUGAGAAUCGCCAUUAUUGGUGCAGGCAUAGCUGGGCUUGCGACAGCAGUAGCACUUCAAGACCACGAAGGCAUCGAUGUUCAAGUUUACGAACGAGCGCCUGUGCUCCAAGAAGUUGGCGCCAGCAUCGCGCUGGGCCCGAAUGGAAUGAAGGCUUUGGAAAGACUCGGUGUUCAGGAAGCGCUGUCUGAUGAGCUUGCCUUUCGGAACAGAUCAGGUCAUCCAAUGAUUUAUCGGCACUGGAAGACGAAUGAAGUGGUGUCUGUGGAUAAUCAUCACGGUCCCGUGGAGUACAGACAUCGUACGAGCCGCUUCUACAGAGCGCACCUGCAACAGGCCUUGGCAGCCCACGUUAAUCCUGAGCGACUCCAUCUUGGCAAGACGUUUGUUGCCAUUGAACAAGUCCAAGAUACUGGUGAAGUUGAAGUCUCCUUCUCGGAUGGUACUUCCAAAACAGUGGACAUCGUCUUAGGUGCAGACGGUAUCCGUUCCGCAGUUCGACGUUCUUUCGUUCCAUCUUCGCAACCUAAAUGGACUGGAUGGGUGGCUUUCCGAUCCGUCUUCGAUGCGAAACUUGUCCAGCAUAUUCCAGGAGUUCUCGAAGAAUCUUAUCAUUGGUGGGGACCAGACCGAACGUUCUUCGCCUCCAAGCUAGGAAAAGACCUAUUCACGAUCGUGGGAGGGAGCUACAGUGACCCCAAUGCACCAGACGCCGUGUACAAAGACUCAACCUGGAACUCCGAAGGCGAUUUGGAGGUCCUCAAGGAUUUCUACCGAGAUUGGCAUCCGACUGUGAGACAGAUAAUCGAAGCCACACCGAACGUCAGACUGUAUCCGAACACAUUCGCCUCGGCUCUUGAUACCUGGGUCCACGGAAAUGGCAACAUCACAUAUGCUGGCGACGCUGCUCACGCACAUGGCGGAGCUUUCGCCGCCGGGGGAUCUCUCGCAUUAGACGAUGCUUGGACCUUUUCCAGGGCGAUAUUGCAUGUCUUUCCGUCUGGUGCACGCAAGCCUUCGAAACUGGAAAUUGCGGCAGCGCUGAGGAUAUACGAGCAGACCAAGAAGCCGCACACAGAUCGGGUGUUGUCGACUGUACAUGCAAACAACCAGAAAACGGUCGAGAGACUCGGAAGGACAGAGACUGAUAAAGAGCUGAGGGCGAGGAUGAAGAGCCGUGCAGAUCCUUCUUGGAUUCAUGAGCAUGAUGUUGACGCAACGUUUCUCAAAGUUGUGGCGCAACAGAACGUCGAGACACAGGCGCGGCUGUAG
Messenger RNA from Cercospora beticola, 1551 nucleotides. RefSeq lists its product as uncharacterized. NCBI's taxonomy places the organism in Eukaryota, Fungi, Ascomycota, Dothideomycetes, Mycosphaerellales, Mycosphaerellaceae. The record is from RefSeq and is a predicted model, not a curated record. Gene Ontology annotation, molecular function: FAD binding; monooxygenase activity.